Molecule: messenger RNA, 7550 nt
Organism: Erinaceus europaeus (western European hedgehog)
Lineage: Eukaryota; Metazoa; Chordata; Mammalia; Eulipotyphla; Erinaceidae
Product: plexin-A4-like
Exons: 10
Coding region: 1-1215 (404 amino acids)
Biological process (GO): semaphorin-plexin signaling pathway involved in axon guidance; regulation of GTPase activity; positive regulation of axonogenesis
Cellular component (GO): semaphorin receptor complex
Molecular function (GO): semaphorin receptor activity
Source: RefSeq, a predicted model, not a curated record
AUGAUCCACCUGAGCUGUAUUCUCCUCCAAGUCCUGAGUUGUGUCAACCCAGACAAUGCCAACAGCUCCGAGAUCCCAGUGAAGAUCCUCAACUGUGACACAAUUACUCAGGUUAAGGAGAAGAUUCUAGAUGCCAUCUUCAAGAACGUUCCCUGUUCCCAUCGGCCCAAAGCUGCAGAUAUGGACCUGGAGUGGCGACAAGGAAGUGGGGCCAGGAUGAUACUGCAGGAUGAAGACAUCACCACCAAGAUUGAGAAUGACUGGAAGAGACUCAACACCUUGGCUCAUUACCAGGUGCCGGAUGGUUCUGUGGUGGCUUUGGUGUCGAAGCAAGUGACAGCCUACAAUGUAGUGAACAAUUCCACAGUGUCCAGGACCUCAGCCAGUAAAUAUGAGAACAUGAUCCGGUACACGGGCAGCCCUGACAGCCUCCGCUCACGCACACCCAUGAUCACCCCUGACCUGGAGAGUGGGGUGAAGCUGUGGCACCUGGUGAAGAAUCAUGAGCAUGGGGACCAGAAAGAGGGUGAUCGGGGGAGCAAGAUGGUGUCCGAAAUCUACCUGACCAGACUCCUCGCCACGAAGGGCACGCUGCAGAAGUUCGUGGAUGACCUGUUUGAAACCAUCUUCAGCACGGCGCACCGAGGCUCCGCCCUGCCCCUAGCCAUCAAGUACAUGUUUGACUUCCUGGAUGAGCAGGCUGACAAACACGGCAUCCAUGACCCGCAUGUGCGUCACACCUGGAAGAGCAACUGCCUGCCCUUGCGGUUUUGGGUCAACAUGAUCAAGAAUCCCCAGUUUGUGUUCGAUAUCCACAAGAGCAGCAUCACGGACGCCUGCCUGUCAGUGGUGGCGCAGACCUUCAUGGAUUCCUGCUCCACAUCGGAGCACCGACUGGGCAAGGACUCACCCUCCAACAAGCUGCUCUAUGCCAAGGACAUCCCCAGCUACAAGAGCUGGGUGGAGAGGUACUACUCAGAUAUCGGGAAGAUGCCGGCCAUCAGCGACCAGGACAUGAACGCCUACCUGGCUGAGCAGUCUCGGAUGCACAUGAAUGAGUUCAACACCAUAAGCGCACUCUCUGAGAUCUUCUCCUACGUGGGCAAGUACAGCGAGGAGAUCCUGGGGCCUCUGGACCACGAUGACCAGUGUGGAAAGCAGAAACUGGCCUACAAACUAGAACAAGUCAUAACCCUCAUGAGCUUAGACAGCUGAGAACUGUCCUUCCAGGGCCACCCUGGAGGAAGGGACACACCAAGCCGUGCCUCAGUCUAGAUUAUCAUCUUUACCAAGUGCAAGUUCCAACUGGCGCCUGCAACACCCCCCUGAGCAUCUGUCUCUCUCUCCCUAUCUCCCCCCCCCCUUUCUGUCUUCUCCUUCCUGGUUCCUUUCUCUCCCAGUUGCUCUGUCAAUGUGAUUGAACCAAGCCACCAGCCCUCCAUGAGUCCAGGAUAGCCAUGUCAAUAGUGAGAGAAUGGACCAGAAAAUUCUAGAGGGGCUUUCUUUCCCCAUUGACCCCAUGUCUCGGCAACAGGACCUAGUGAUACAGGGGAGCCUUGGCUGGGAGACAUUUCUGUGCUGCUACUUUAUUGUCUACUUCCGGAGAGGCCCAUGACCUUUGACCUGGGGAAGAGACAUUGAGCUCGGUACCUGGAUCACUCCAUCAUAUUUUCAUCUCCAGGGGUUCAGCCAGUGAUCUGGGCCCUUUGCAACCUUGAGAAGGAUGGGCACCCCUGUUCCAGGUGACUAGAGUGGAGAGUGCAUGCAAGGAGUCAGAGUGGCUUCCUGGUUCUCGUCCAGUCUUCUGGGAGUUCUUCCAGAAGCCCAGCACAGUGUCACAAUUGUAACACAGAAGAGGAGAUAAGGAAAGAACUCCGUCUACCCUGGAAGCAGAAGUCACUGCUUUCUCUCCAACUCAUAUGCAGAUGAGGCACCAUCAUGGUCAUGGGUCUAGUUCAUUGUCAGGUUCUUGAGUACUGUUUUAAGGAGCGUCUCUCCAUCCUCCUUGUCAUCACUCACCCAGGGUCAAGGUGUAACGCAGAGUGUGUCCAGGCGAGUCUACCUCCAGCUGUCUCCAUGGCUCCAUCCCAUUACCAUUCCUCGGAACGCUGUAGAAGGCAUCCAUGCCCCUGAGCCCCUUGCAGAAUUGGCCGCCAUUGUUGUGCAGUGUCUUUGUCCCUGGACCCUCCAGACAUGCCUGAGCAGGAGUUCAUUAGCAUUUCUGCUUUCUCUUGGGUCACUUCCCUCCAACUGGCACCACUGAAGGAGACCCACUCAGGUACAGUCUCACAGGACCAGGCCAGAAUGCCAGCCACAUUCAGUUCCUAGCUGGCUACAUUUGAGAGGGGCAGAGAAGUCAAAGUGAAGGGCCCAGGCACCGGAGAAGAGAAAAGGGGCAUAAGAAUGCUCUCAGUGACCCUGGAUCUGUCUCUUCAACUGUCCCUCUGUCGAUGGAUGUGUCUUUCUAGCCAGCCAGGAGAAUGUGUGUUUGGACAUGGGUACUGGAUAGGCAGAGGCUGUGGUGAGAGGUGGUUUGUUGGAGAAGCACAGGGACCUACCACCUGGCAGCCCUGGAGGCAGAUGACCCAUCACCACAGGAGACAAGAAGAACCAUCUUUGAAGGCUGGGUUGGAUAUUCACAGCAUUUUAAGCAAAGUUUCUAGAGCAUCCUGUGUUUUACAGACUGCUGGCUUCUUUUGUUAGGAGUACGUGCUCAUGUGAGCUCAUGUGCCGCUGAUGUGUGUGUGUGUGUGUGUGUGUGUGUGUGCUCGCGCUCAGAAAAAAUGGCUGGUCCCAUAGUGGGGAGGAGUUCAAAGUGCCUCCUUUCUCUGCUUUUGCAUCUCCUUCAUCUUGGGUGUCACAAUGCAGUAUUUCAAUGCUAAAUGCUGGUGGGUGUAAGGGGACAUCACCUAGCCACAGGAAAUCAGGGUGUUUGGUCACCUGGCCUUGACUGGAGGCUGCCAAGUAAUGGUGGCCCAGAGAAGGGCAUCAAGUGGUACCAAUGCAGAAGAAACUCCAGUCCCUCAAAUCAGGAGGAGAGAAGAGUGGGCAGCGCACACACCAAGGAAAAAAUAAAAACAUAACCAAAGGUUUGAGCAGGUGAAGAAGCAUGGUAUUUCCAUUCUUGGUCAUUUUCUUUCUUCCCAAGAAGCCUGAGUCCUGGGGAGGCAGGCUAAGGCAGCUGCCACCAGCUGGAUUUUUUUUUGCACGUGUGAAAGGUUGGGGAGGAGAUGGAUGGUCCUGGAUAUAUCAAACACAGACUUGCUGAAUGGAAACUGUGUGCACCUGAGAGUGGGUUUUGGUUUAUUUUUUAAGUUUUGCACAGUUAGAGGAAAAUGAGCAAGCAAAAGAAAGGAAAGAAAAAGAGGAACAAACUAUUCUGGCUCUGCAGAAGCUUUUAUUUUUUAUUGGAUUAUUAUUAUUUUAUUGCUCUUUUGUCGGUACAGAACUUUGUUUCUUCUUUACCCCCCAUUUCUGUUGCUUCAACAGCAUCUGAGAAACAUCUGGGAAGAGGAGAGGAAGGCAGAGAGGCAUGACUCUGGUCUCCUCUCCCCUGGGGAAAAUGUGGGGGCAGACUUUAUUUUCCUGGGUGGGUAGAUUUUUCCUGAUACUUGCCUGGCCCACCUCUCUGGGGCCUGCCUAGGGCUAGAGGUAUCACCCAGGGUCCCCCCAGAACCCCAAUCCAUAUGACCCCUAGAUAUUCUCUCUCCUUACACUGUUAGUUUUUUCCCAUUUCUUCCAUUUCAAUUUCUCAGUGCAUGUGUUUUAGCAUAGAGAAAAAGCAGCGUUGUCAGAAAAUUGUCCUUCUCCCCCCAAAAUAUCUUCCUAUCCCAUGUCCCCUUGCCUCCCCCACCCCCAAUUUCCUCCUGAUAGGCCAGAGACCCCAGAGCUGCUCAGGUAAGAUGGGGUCCAAGACACACCUAAAAGGGGACUUGAUUGCACUGGAUCCUAGAGCAGGGAGGUCCCCUCAAGGUCUCCUCUCCAGUCACUGUUAAUUUCUAGGGUCACAGUUCUAUUUAAGGUGGACCUUUUCCUUGGGCAGAGAGACAGGAAGACGGGACUAUGCCUCCACUUUUCCUCUUUCUCCCCACCUCUGGUCAUUCCUUUCCUUAUGGCCAACAUGUCACCAGGAUGUCACAUACUUAAAAUAACUAACCUGUUUUAUGUAGACUGCAGGCUGAUGGUGUGUGUGUGUGUGUGUGUGUGUGUGUGUGUGUGUGUGUGUUUGUCAGUGGGGGGUUAUGGAAGAUCUUCUGGGACCUGAACUUGAACGACUAGGUAGGUUGAAGCUAAGAAAGUUGGCUAUGGGAUGGUCACUUCUCCCGAGGGGCACAGGUCCCUCUGGUGUGGAUUUUGUCACUCUUUGCCUUUCUUUGGUGGCUAUUCCAUUCCAUGAGGUUAGCUCAGUUACUUCCUCAGGAAAAUGCUUCCUCAUGCCUUCUUCACUCUUUGGAGUGUUAGAGAGAGCUGGGUUGCCCCAAUGCCAAGGCAUGUCUCCAAGUCAGACAAGUACAACCCAGCCAGCCUAGAACCUGGACCCCCUCUUGAGUUUGGGGGCUUUAGGGAAUGAGGCCUGAGAUGUGGACACAGAUUUGGCUGGAGAAAGGAUUUUUUUUUUUCUAGAAGACCCAAAGUUUUAGAUAGAAUGUGCCCAGGGAGAGGUGGAGGUGGGAGAAAACUGAAAGUUGGGGUCCCUGGUUGGGUUCCCUCAGUCCCAGCUCCUGCUUCCUAGCUCAGUUUGAUGUACUGCCACAGCACCCCCACCAGCUUUCCUGUUAAUACCCCCCAUACCAUAUCUGAUUUCUGAGAGUGUCUUUUGACCAUGCUCCUUUCACAUGUCCCUUCUGCACCCAAGCCCCUCAUCCUCAGCCUCCACUUUUCUAAUCUCCCUUCCUGAGUGAUGGGGGUGCCCUCAUCUAGCUGGGGCCCUGUGAGUCCUCCCCUUCCACCCUAGAGGACCCAAAGCAAAGGUUUUCCAAAUUACCUCCACUCUGAAGAUGCCAGUUCUACAGAUGUUUCCAGAACACUAGUAUGAGGGUAGGGAGCCCCACUUGCUUUAGAGCCUCUAUUCCUGGCUUCACAAGGGUGUAACUGGCAUAGUUAAUCUCAAAAAAUGACACAGGACAAAUGUUCCUUUCUGACUAGGAGCUAAGGAGGGGUACCCCUGUGAGUUGAAGUUCCUGCCCUGCCGUAAACACAUCUUUCUGGGGAUUGAACUCUUCCAGGAAUGGUGACUCUUGGGAGAAUCCCACCCCCAACUCUGGCCUAAAUGACCUCUGAUGCUCCAGCCCCUACACCCAAGUCCCCAGAGAAGACCCCCACCCCAUCCCAGUAGAUCUUGCCUUUUUCCUGGUCUUCUUCCUGCUCUGGGUCAAGGGUCUCCCCCAUACUUUCCACUUUUCCUGUCUGUACUCAGGACCAGUGACUCUUCUAGCUUCCCCCUUCCAAAAGAAACCAGAGAUGAGUUGUUUAGUUAGGGUUCUGUUCCUUUGGUUUUUGGAUUUUGUUUAUUUGCUUACCUACUGUAGAAUGUGCAGGCUUACAAAGGGGUCCUUAAUGUUGAAGAGACCCCUAGUGGGGGGGGGAGGGGAGUAAUGACGGUGAAAGGAAGAGACCAGAACAUUCCAAAAAAUUCCCAGAUGUCCACACCAUUCAAGGAAGCAUCCUUCCAGGCUGCUAAUACUCUGGGUGCUCUCCCUAUGCCUUGGAUAAGGAAACAGAAAUGCGAGUCCCCCAUUUUAGAGUGGAAAACUGAGGUACGACCACAUCACAGAGAAUAGAGCUCUGUGAACCUAUUCUGCUCAUGGUGCUCGGAGGGUUCCUGGAACCCCUGCCCCCCCCCCCACCCCAUCCCAUCUAGAAACCCUGUGCCCUGCUUCCUCUCUGUGAAGGAGUACACCCACAGUCAUAGUUUCAGACUGUCAGAAGAGGCAUUAUGAAAGAAAAGAAUAAAGGAACAAACAUACAACUCUUGAUCCCACAAUACAAUUAUUAUGUUUUAUUCAGGGGAAUGUUGAACUUUAUAAAACAUAGGGGGUUGGGGGUGGGCUGUAAAAGUACUAGGGACUCAGAGCCCCUAAUUAAAUCUCUUCACUGGUGGGGUGUCUACUCCCAAAGCAAAGCAGUACAAAACCCCUAAGGAAUCAAAAGAACUUUUUGUGGAUAUGGGCAGAGACGGUGAGCCUUGCUUACCAGGAGUACUCCUCUUCCCUCCCAUUCCUGCUUUCACUCCAUCCAGUCAUGGCUGUCCCUGGUGUUGCUGAAUCCAACAUGGUCCUCCAGAGCCCCCUUCCAAACCACAGGGACACUCUGUUAGGGGUUGGUCACCCUGCUAGCAAGUAUGGGGAGACAGCAUAAUGGUUCUGCAGAAGACUUUCAUGCCCGAGGUUCUGAGGUCCAGAUUCAAUCCCCAGCACCACCAUAAGUCAGAGCUGAGCAGUGCUUUGGUCUCUUUCUUUCACUGAAAAAAAUUAAUAAGAGCAACACAAAGGACACUGGUGAAACUGAGGCACUCUAACCAAACAGGACUGACCAGGACACAAGAGCAGGGUAGGCUCCAGGUCCUCACAGGCUCUCCCCUUUUCCUUCCCCAAUAUUCUCUUCCUCAGCUGGUUGGCUUCUGGAACCUUCCAUUCUUACAAAAGCAAAGCUAAUUUACCUCAGAGGUUUUUGUUUCCUUUCAGAAACCAGUGGCUUUGCAUUAGCCCCUUUCCCUUCAUCAUUGCCUGUCCACUUGAGCCCUUUACUUCUGGUCAUGAGUUGGCUUUGUUGUCAAGAAUAGGUCCCCCACCUGCAGAUACUGAGAUGGGAGAGCAAGAUGUGGUGCAGCUGCUGUAUAUUCCCUGAGAUAGCUUGUAGGUACAGGCCUCUCUCUCCUCUGUCGGGGUCCCGCCAAGUCACCAUAGCAACCAGCAUCUCCAAGGUACCACAGGAGACAAUGUUUCAAUGAGCUGAGGUGGUGGGGUUAGGGCGGCAGGCCCAGCCAGAUUAUCUCAACUUCAGUCUCCAAUACUAGAGGGAAGAAGAGAGAUGAUAAUGGAUAUAUAGGCAGUUUGAAAAACAGGCCAGGAACUUGGAGCCUCAGAGAGAGGUAAUUGAAAGACAUAAGGCAGGUCAUUUCUGGUCCUGUCCCCCUCCCUUCCAGUCCCCGGCCCACCUCACCUUCCAGAAAGCUCACACCUUGAACACUGACCCUUUAUUAGAACAAUGCAAAUCCUACCCUUAGAAAACAGUGUUAUAAUGAGCCUCCAAGACAGGUGGGUAAAAUCUAUUUCAAGGAAGAGGGUCAUCUGGUUUGAUUUUUUUAAAAGAAUAUGUUAGUGAGAUUAAAGAAAAAAAAAGAUUUAAACAAAGUUUUUAAAAAAGGAAACCUAUGCUAUUUAAAUUGGAGCCCAGUUGUAACUUGGUAAAGGCAAGCUUCUGUACCUUUGUUAUAAUUAAUUGUAUACCUGUGUAUGUAAAUAUAAGGCAUUCCUAUUUUGCAGUUCAGAACAAAAAAAAACCUAUUUGUAAUAUAGAAUAAAGUUUAUUAAAAAAUAAUUAAAAUGUUG